GUCCCUGUGACCGGCUCGGCGUUUGGAGCAGCUGUCGCCAUGUUGUCGGUGGCCGCCCGUUCGGGCCCGUUCGCGCCCGUCCUAUCGGCCACGUCCCGCGGGGUGGCGGGCGCGUUGCGGCCUCUGGUGCAGGCUUCGGUGCCCGCCACCUCGGAGCCGCCAGUGCUGGACGUGAAGCGGCCCUUCCUGUGCCGGGAGUCGCUGAGUGGCCAGGCCGCGAGCCGGCCUUUGGUCGCCUCCGUGGGCCUCAAUGUCCCUGCUUCUGUUCGUUAUUCCCACACAGACAUCAGAGUGCCUGACUUCUCUGACUAUCGACGCACCGAAGUGUUAGAUGGUACAAAGUCUUCAAAAGAGAGCAGUGAGACUAGAAAAGGUUUCUCCUAUUUGAUAACUGCAACAACCAGUAUAGGUGUUGCAUAUGCUGCCAAGAAUGUCGUCUCUCAGUUUGUUUCCAGCAUGAGUGCUUCUGCUGAUGUGUUGGCCAUGUCGAAAAUCGAAAUCAAGCUAUCCGAUAUUCCAGAAGGCAAGAACAUGGCUUUCAAAUGGAGAGGAAAACCGCUGUUUGUGCGUCAUAGAACCAAGAAGGAAAUUGAGCAGGAAGCUGCAGUUGAAGUGUCCCAGUUGAGGGACCCGCAGCAUGAUUUAGAUCGAGUAAAGAAACCUGAAUGGGUUAUCCUGAUAGGUGUUUGCACUCAUCUUGGUUGUGUACCCAUUGCAAAUGCAGGAGAUUUUGGUGGUUAUUACUGCCCUUGCCAUGGGUCACACUAUGAUGCUUCUGGCAGGAUCAGGAAGGGGCCUGCACCUCUCAAUCUUGAAGUUCCCUCAUAUGAGUUCACCGGUGAUGACAUGGUGAUUGUUGGUUAGAGAUCUGGACUCAAGUCCAAGGUUCCUUUCAGUCGUCUUGUCACCUCAGAAGACCUAUGAGCAAGCCUUCUAUACUUAAGUGGGUUGAUUUGAAAUAUUUAAGAAUUGCUGAUAAUGUAUUUGCAAACAUUUAUGUGAAGUAAAUUGAAUUUAAUGUUGAAUGCUUUCAAGCGUUCACCUAAUAAAGCCACUGUUAAACAUUAUUAAGUUCAAAGACUUAAAAGGUGCAGUGUCUUUGAUAGUUAAUUCUAAUUAAAAAUUACAGACUUACCAGAUAUUUGUGAAAUCUGUAACUGACUUUCUCCUUCAUCUUCCUUCUUUAUGUUAGGGUCAACAGAUUCUGCAGAGCUAAUGGUUAGACUGAGGUAAAAUUAGCUGGUCAUUUCCAAGUCCUGGGAGAUGUUUAUGGCAUUGGCAGAAACAGUAGUAUCCAGGUUUCCCUUUUGUUCUUUUACACAUGAGUCCUGGCUGUGUGUGUCCUGCCGCACGUGCCCCCCAGCCCCCGGUCUGUAUGAUGAUGUUGAAUGUAAUCUCUGGGAGAAUCCUAAAUGGGGUGUUAGCAGCUCUGAGGGUUUAGCCCCAGCUCUAGCUAGCUGUUUUCCUGCUAGGAAAUUUUAUUUUUCACUUACGGGAAUAAGUAAUUAGAAUUCUUUAGUUUUAAGAGGCAGUGGUGAGAUAGCAUCUGAGAAAAGCUUUCCAAAAUGGGAGUGCCACUGUUAACUCCUUCAUCUGGUGAGGAUAUUUGUGUUCCCAUUGCUUCUGCAUCCACCCUAUCUAGAGACAAAAGGGGAGUAGUGUAUCUGAGACUACUGUAAAGGAUUCUGCUGGUUUUGUUUCUGCAAUGAUAACAUGUUGAGGUGUUUUCCUUCAGUUGGAUACACAGUCCCCACUUUUCACCGUGAUAUGAAGGUGGUGGGCACAGGAAGACAUCAGAAUUGACACCCUCUUCUUUCUGCCUUCUGCCUUCAAUUACACAGCUGAAAUAAGACAGAUCUGAUAUUCUCCCUGGGAACUAGGAGUAGGCUUUGACCCUUGUUGAGAAUCACAGCUACUUUGAUAAGUUUGCCAUUUGGCGGUAAGUCAGUAAUAUACCACUGGGUCCAUCUUUGAUCACACGUGCAUUUGUAAGAAAGCAAACUAAAUUCAGUGGUUAGAUCUUCCAAAGGGAGCUGGUCAUCCAGGACUCCAGUCUUUAAAACAGUAGCUAAGUGUAUCAAAAAGAAAACUUUUUGUUUAUGAGCAGAUAUUUGGUUCAUUUCUUUACCAUACCUUUACCAUUCUAGAAAGAAAAUUAGCAUGGGUGAUAAAUGGGGCUAAUAAAUAAUAGUAUUUUAUGUUCUGGUAUCUAGGUGUAAACAUGAGACAAAAAGUGCCAAAUAUUGCUAAUUUACUAAAAGUAGUGAAAUUAUAUCAUUAAGUAUAAACAAUAUGGGUGUGUAGUAUUUGAUGUUAAUAUUUGGAGCAUCUUGCAUGAAGUCCGUGCCCCUCCCCCCACUCCCAACCAUGAGGCCAUGAGAAAUUAGUAUGUAUUUGUUGGAUAUUUUGCUUAUCGUUGUAGUGAAGAUUCCUUUUUUCCCUAAUAUAUAUGGGGAAGAUCAUCUUACACUUACACAUGCUGCUUUUUCAUGGUGCCAGUUGUCCACAACUUACUGUUUAAAGCUACACCCAUAUAUUUAUUAUAAGCUGACAAAAUUUGAAGUUGAAUUGUUAAGUUCCUACUUUAAAAUGGCAGCAGGAGCUGUUCAUCACUUCCUCAAGAUACGCCAAUGUAGAAACUGGUAUAUAUUUUACAUUCGUAAAAUUCUUACUUGGAUGGGAUGAUAAGUAAAAAUGCCAGGUUUUAAUUUGAAGGUGAAUUAUUAAGCCUGGAAUGGAAACCUCAAAGCAUUAUUAAAUGAAUCCUUAGA
Molecule: messenger RNA, 2771 nt
Organism: Lynx canadensis (Canada lynx)
Lineage: Eukaryota; Metazoa; Chordata; Mammalia; Carnivora; Felidae
Product: cytochrome b-c1 complex subunit Rieske, mitochondrial
Exons: 2
Coding region: 40-864 (274 amino acids)
Biological process (GO): mitochondrial electron transport, ubiquinol to cytochrome c
Cellular component (GO): membrane
Molecular function (GO): quinol-cytochrome-c reductase activity; 2 iron, 2 sulfur cluster binding
Source: RefSeq, a predicted model, not a curated record